AUGGCCAACCUCGAUGCCUGGAAUCCCUUCGGUCGCCGCGAGUCCUACAGCGGCGGCUCCAUCUUGACCUACAGGCUCCUGACCCUCCUGACCUGGCUCCUCUCCGUCAUCGUGUCCGUUUACUAUGUCCUCCACGAGCCCAAGGACGGCUUCACCAUCCGCCGCCGCAUCUGGGACCAGAACGCCCUGUACCGAACCGCCUUCACCAUGAACCCUAUCCUCGGCGAUGUCUACUGGGUCGGGCUCUUCAUCCUCCAGUUCGGGUACAUCACCCACCUCUUCUCGCGCAAGCCGGAAGUCGUCAACUGGGCAGCCAGCGUCGGCAGCCAUUUCAUACUCAACAACCUCUUCCACUUUGCCUUUGUCAUGCUCUUUGUCCGCUCGCAUUUUGUCUGGGCCGAGAUCAUCCUCAUUGCCAACUUUAUCAACCUGUCCAUUCUGUACUUUCGCCAUAACACGUCGCCGCGCUUCAUCCAUGCCCCGGUGGCGUCUGGGCCGCUGGCGUGGACCUUUGUGGCCAUCUACUGGAACGGCGCCAUCAUGGUGACGCAUCAUCACAGCCUGGUGGCCCGCAUUUUUGGGAACAUCUUUAUCUGGUCCAUUCUGGCUUACGGCCUGUUCUUCAUCGUGACUUUCAAGGACUACACCAUGGGCUUCGCGCUCAGCAUUCUCUCCGCCGCCAUUGGGGUCGCCCAGUUCCAGCGCCAGGUCAUUGCCCUGCAGUGGAUCUUUGCCUUUGUCAUCAUGUCCAUCCUCUUCCUUGCCACUGUCGGGAUUGCCGUACCGGCCUGGACCGGCAGGGACCACCUCUGGCGACGGUCUCCUCCCGCCGAUGCCGAGCGCGCUCCCCUUCUCAACGAGUAA
Molecule: messenger RNA, 864 nt
Organism: Ustilaginoidea virens
Lineage: Eukaryota; Fungi; Ascomycota; Sordariomycetes; Hypocreales; Clavicipitaceae
Exons: 4
Coding region: 1-864 (287 amino acids)
Source: RefSeq, a predicted model, not a curated record